CAGUCCUGCCAUCCCGAGGGACUCCAGGGUCAGGUGGAGCAGGCAGGGCAGUCUGCCCCAGGCUCCCCAACUGAAGCCACUCUGGCAGGGUCAGGCCACCAGAAAAUUUGCCCAGCUUUGCUGCCUGUUGGCCAUGGGUGACCUCUCAUUUUUGAGCCCCGGAGGGUCCACGGGUCUCCAAGUAAACAGGGGCUCCCAGAGCUCCCUGGAGGGGGCUCCUGCCACUGCCGUGGAGCCUCACAGCCUGGGCAUCCUCCAUGCCUCCUACAGUGUCAGCCACCGCGUGAGGCCCUGGUGGGACGUCACAUCUUGCCGGCAGCAGUGGACCAGGCAGAUCCUCAAAGAUGUCUCCUUGUACGUGGAGAGCGGGCAGAUUAUGUGCAUCCUAGGAAGCUCAGGCUCCGGGAAAACCACGCUGCUGGACGCCAUGUCCGGGAGGCUGCGGCGCACGGGGACCUUCCUGGGGGAGGUGUAUGUGAACGGCCGGACGCUGCGCCGGGAGCAGUUCCAGGACUGCUUCUCCUACGUCCUGCAGAGCGACACCCUGCUGAGCAGCCUCACCGUGCGCGAGACGCUGCGCUACACCGCGCUGCUGGCCAUCCGCCGCGGCAACCCCGGCUUCUUCCAGCAGAAGGUGGAGGCCAUCAUGGCAGAGCUGAGUCUGAGUCAUGUGGCAGACCGACUGAUUGGCAACUACAACUUGGGGGGCAUUUCCACUGGUGAGCGGCGCCGGGUCUCCAUCGCAGCCCAGCUGCUCCAGGAUCCCAAGGUCAUGCUGUUUGAUGAGCCGACCACAGGCCUGGACUGCAUGACUGCUAAUCAGAUUGUCAUCCUCCUGGUGGAACUGGCUCGCAGGAACCGAAUUGUGGUUCUCACCAUUCACCAGCCCCGUUCUGAGCUUUUUCAGCUCUUUGACAAAAUUGCCAUCCUGAGCUUCGGAGAGCUGAUUUUCUGUGGCACACCAGUGGAAAUGCUUGAUUUCUUCAGUGACUGCGGUUACCCUUGUCCUGAACAUUCAAACCCGUUUGACUUCUAUAUGGACCUGACGUCAGUGGAUACCCAAAGCAAGGAAAGGGAAAUAGAAACCUACAAGAGAGUCCAGAUGAUAGAAUCUGCCUACAAGAAAUCAGCAAUUUGUCAUAAAACUUUGGAGAAUAUUGAAAGAACGAAACACCUGAAAACAUUACCGAUGGUUCCUUUCAAAACCAAAGAUUCUCCCGGAGUUUUCUCCAAACUGGGCGUUCUCCUGAGGAGAGUGACAAGAAACUUGGUGAGAAAUAAGCUGGCAGUGAUGAUGCGUCUCCUUCAGAAUCUGACCAUGGGUUUGUUCCUCCUCUUCUUCGUUCUGCGGGUCCAGAACAAUGUGCUAAAUGGUGCUAUCCAGGACCGCGUGGGUCUCCUUUACAUGUUUGUGGGCUCCACCCCGUACACAGGCAUGCUCAACGCUGUGAAUCUGUUUCCUGUGCUGCGAGCUGUCAGCGACCAGGAGAGUCAGGAUGGCCUCUACCAGAAGUGGCAGAUGCUGCUGGCCUACGUGCUGCACGUCCUCCCCUUCAGUGUCAUUGCCACGAUGAUUUUCAGCAGUGUGUGCUACUGGACGCUGGGCUUACAUCCUGAGGCUGCCAGAUUUGGAUAUUUCUCUGCUGCUCUCUUGGCCCCCCACUUAAUUGGUGAAUUUCUAACUCUUGUGCUACUUGGUAUCAUCCAAAAUCCAAAUAUAGUCAACAGUGUAGUGGCUCUGCUGUCCAUUGCGGGGGUGCUUAUUGGAUCUGGAUUUGUCAGAAACAUACAAGAAAUGCCCAUUCCUUUUAAAAUCAUCAGUUAUUUUACAUUCCAAAAAUAUUGCAGUGAGAUUCUUUUAGUCAAUGAGUUCUACGGACUGAAUUUCACUUGUGGCAGCUCAAAUGUUUCUGUGAUGACUAAUCCAAUGUGUGCCUUCACUCAAGGAAUUCAAUUCAUUGAGGAAACCAGCCCAGGUGCAACAUCUAGAUUCACAAUGAACUUUCUGAUUUUGUAUUCAUUUAUUCCAGCUCUUGUCAUCCUAGGAAUAGUUGUUUUCAAAAUAAGGGAUCAUCUCAUUAGCAGAUAGUGAAAACCAUGGCUGGGAAAAUGGAAGUGAAGCUGCUGACUGUGCAUGACUGCUCUGAAUGUCUGAAAUGAGAGUGUCAUGUAUUUCUUUCUUGAUAGGACAUCUCAGGUCUUUUAACCAUUAAGACUCUAUUUGUGCCUCUUGGAUCCAUGCAGGCCUUGAAUGCAAUGGAAGUGGUUCACAGUCCCUUCCUGUUACAACUUGCAGGGACAUGUGGUAUUUGGAAAUUGUGACUGAGCUGGCCCAAGAAUUAAAUAAUAAUCAUUCAUAAAGCUAUGGGAGACUCGUGUGACUAUUUUUUAACUUGUUCUAGGCACAGAAAAAAAUAGGUCAUCUUAAAAAUAUGUUUACAUUUGAUAAAGGAUUAGGCAAAAGUAAAAGGCUUGAUGGAUUACUGACUGUAAGUGACAGAAAAGAAGAGUUGUGGGUUUAGAUGAAGCAAGGUUAUCAUGCAGAAUUGGGUAAGAAUGCUUCUGUUCCUGGAAGACCCAGAGUUAAAAGACCCCUCCACACGAGGGGUCGGAGUUACCUGAUCACAUCGAGAGAAUGCUGGGCAGAUGAAUGGCGAGCAACACUGCUACAGAGCACCCAGUAAUUUUACUGAGGAUUCAAAUAAAAAACUGUAGGAAUGGGCUCAACAGUGAACAAAGCACACCAGACAAACCUCUGGUUAUGUUUUUAAAGAUUUGUUUGCUACUUUUCACUUUCAGCUGAGUUUACUUAUAGAAUUA
Messenger RNA from Mandrillus leucophaeus (drill), 2820 nucleotides. RefSeq names its product ATP-binding cassette, sub-family G (WHITE), member 5 (gene ABCG5). Gene Ontology annotation, cellular component: plasma membrane. Gene Ontology annotation, biological process: cholesterol homeostasis. The transcript has 13 exons. Bases 134 to 2089 code for a protein of 651 amino acids. Gene Ontology annotation, molecular function: ATP hydrolysis activity; ATP binding; ABC-type transporter activity. The record is from RefSeq and is a predicted model, not a curated record. Lineage: Eukaryota; Metazoa; Chordata; Mammalia; Primates; Cercopithecidae.